AUGCCAGUUGUCAAUGGCGUCCCGGUCGCUAUACCACCCCCAAAGGGCUAUGUGGUCAACUUUGAUCACCCCCAAAGACGGCACGAGAUAGAAGCAUACGUGGCUUCGAGUGUGGGCAUGGGCAUUGCUUUCCUUUUCGUUCUCCAAUAUCUAUACGUAAAAGUAUGGAUAUUGCGCAAGCUGGAGUUGGAGACUGCAUGUCUUUUGAUAGGGUGGUUUUUCUCCAUCGGCGUGCAAGUUAUCUCACUUCAGGGAUUUUUCCUUGGAAUAACAGGUGUACAUACAUGGGAGAUUCCUCUCGCCAAGUUCAACACUGGAAACCUACUCUCCUUCAUCAUCCCGAUCCUGUAUGCGGUAUGCACCGCCUUCUCCAAGAUGGCGCUGGCGCUGUUUUACCGGAAACUUUCACCUCAGCGAUGGUGGCGGUGGAGCGUAUACGGCGUUAUCUUUCUUGUUGCAGGCUAUAACCUUGCCAUCAUGCUCGUUAUCCUUUUUGGCUGCGUUCCGUUUGAGAAAAGCUGGGACCACAUGAUGCUUGAGGGGAAAUGCGUGAACAGACCGGCGGUAUAUAUCUGUACCGCAGGUCUUGGAAUCUUGUCAGACCUUAUCCUCCUGAUAAUGCCCUUGCCAAUGGUUCUGCGCUCGCAGAUACCUCGGCGACAAAAGGCUGGCCUCGUUGUACUAUUUGCCAUCGGUUCUGCAACACUGGUGACUUCAGUAAUACGGCUAGUACUCCUGGUUCCAAUCUUUGGCGCCGUCGACGUCAGUUGGAUUAUUUCCGGCGCGAUAGUCUGGGUUUUCAUCGAAGCGAACCUUCUGAUUGUCUGUGCAUCACUGACGACUCUCCGAUGCUUUUUUUAUCGCGUCGCACCAAGAUGUAUUGGCGAACGAGGACCAUCUGACGAUAUUGAGAGCAGCAAAGGGACGAGAAAACACCCCUUCCGGACGAUAGAAACUGUUGGUACAAAAUCUAAAAGAGGAAAACUCGAUAGCCCGACUGUAGAUUCCGGAUUUGACCUCAAAACCAUUGCCAGGGCGCAACCGGUGAGGACCGAAGUCACGGUACAUACACCGGACGAGGAGAGAGAUGAAACAAUCAGACAAUUGCGGAGGCAAGAGUCAAUUAAGAAGUUUGGCAGUUCCGCAGUGGAGGCUCAAACAUGGGAUGCAUGCAAGGACGGCAGUGAUGAUGAGGAGCUGGCGAUUGUGCAGACGACGACUGUGACAGUGGUAUACGGACCCCGAGAAAGCUACAUGCCCCCUAAGAAAGUCGAGGACAUGGCUUGA
Messenger RNA from Fusarium venenatum, 1287 nucleotides. The record is from RefSeq and is a predicted model, not a curated record. NCBI's taxonomy places the organism in Eukaryota, Fungi, Ascomycota, Sordariomycetes, Hypocreales, Nectriaceae.